CCCGCACCGUAAUUCCCGUAAACCCCUCGGAACCCUAGCCGCCAGCCCGUCACCCUCCAAUAGUUGACCCCGCCGGCCGCCGGAUCUACAACAACACGCUCCGAGGACGCCAUGCAGCGCGCCGCCUCAAGGGUCGCGUCGCUGGCCCUCCGACGCCUUGCUGCGUCGGCUUGGCCCCGCGGGGAGCUCCCAGCCGCCGCCAUGGCGCCUCUUCGGCCGGCCGCGGCGGUGGUCUCCUCGGCACGCUUGUCUCUACAGCCCACAGCAACGGCGGCGGCUGUUGCGCUGCUUGCCCGGCGUGGGUACGCCGGCGCGGCCCCGAAGGCAAAGGCGAAAGCAGUGAGCGAGGACGAAGAUGAGGACGAUGACUCGGAGUGGGAGGUGGACGAGUACGGGGCAAUCGAGGAUGAGUUCCCCGACUCUGACAGCGAGGGUGAUGAGGACGAAUAUGCUGAUACCUGAGAGCUCGGCUUGGUCUAGGAAAUUUUGUUUUCGUUCUCUGCGAGGGUUGUUUUCCGUUUUUGGGCAGAGAUAAAGGAAAGGAAGAAAUAAUACGGAGUAUUUCGUUUUGCUUUGGCGGAAAGCUUUGGUCUUUCCCUUUCCUGUUUGAUUCUUGUUUGGUGGCAAGAGUGAUUGGAUAAUUGUAAUGUGCAUCAAAGAAAAGAAAAUUUCGUCUGAA
Molecule: messenger RNA, 679 nt
Organism: Brachypodium distachyon (stiff brome)
Lineage: Eukaryota; Viridiplantae; Streptophyta; Magnoliopsida; Poales; Poaceae
Exons: 1
Coding region: 112-462 (116 amino acids)
Source: RefSeq, a predicted model, not a curated record